This is a messenger RNA of Tetrapisispora phaffii CBS 4417, 1410 nucleotides long. RefSeq names its product serine hydroxymethyltransferase. The record is from RefSeq and is a predicted model, not a curated record. Gene Ontology annotation, biological process: tetrahydrofolate interconversion; folic acid metabolic process; L-serine catabolic process. Lineage: Eukaryota; Fungi; Ascomycota; Saccharomycetes; Saccharomycetales; Saccharomycetaceae. Gene Ontology annotation, cellular component: cytoplasm. The transcript has a single exon. Gene Ontology annotation, molecular function: serine binding; glycine hydroxymethyltransferase activity; pyridoxal phosphate binding. Bases 1 to 1410 code for a protein of 469 amino acids.
AUGUCAUAUUCAUUGUCCGAAAAACAUAAGAACUUAGUCCAAGCUCACUUAAGUGAAACUGAUCCUGAAUUGGAAUCUAUUAUUAAGGAUGAAAUUGAUAGACAAAGACACUUCAUUGAUUUAAUUGCCUCUGAAAACUUCACAUCCACAUCAGUAUUCGAUGCCUUAGGAACCCCAUUGUGUAACAAGUACUCAGAAGGCUAUCCAGGUGCUCGUUAUUACGGUGGUAAUCAACACAUCGAUCGUAUUGAAUUACUUUGCCAAAAGAGAGCACUGGAGGCUUUCCAUGUCACCGAAGAUAGAUGGGGUGUUAAUGUUCAGACCUUAAGUGGUUCUCCAGCUAAUUUAGAAGUCUAUCAAGCUUUAAUGAAACCACAUGAAAGGUUAAUGGGUCUAUACUUGCCAGAUGGUGGUCAUCUAUCUCAUGGCUACGCAACAGAAAAUAGAUCCAUAUCUGCAGUUUCUACUUAUUUUGAAUCUUUUCCAUAUAGAGUUGACCAAGAAACAGGUAUUAUUGAUUAUGACACUUUAGAAAAGAAUGCCAUUCUAUACAGACCUAAAGUUUUAAUUGCUGGUACUUCUGCUUAUUGUCGUUUAAUUGACUACAAAAGAAUGAAAGAAAUAGCUGACAAGUGUGGUGCUUACUUAAUGGUUGAUAUGGCACACAUUUCAGGUCUUGUUGCUGCUGGUGUCAUCCCAUCUCCAUUUGAAUAUGCUGAUAUCGUUACCACCACCACCCACAAAUCAUUAAGAGGCCCUCGCGGUGCAAUGAUAUUCUUCAGAAGAGGUGUUAGAAACAUCAACCCAAAAACCGGUAAAGAAGUAAUUUACGAUUUAGAGAAUCCAAUUAACUUUUCUGUUUUCCCAGGUCAUCAAGGUGGUCCACAUAAUCAUACUAUCGCUGCUUUGGCCACUGCUUUAAAACAAGCCGCUACACCUGAAUUUAAGGAAUAUCAAAUACAGGUCUUAAAGAAUGCCAAAAUUUUAGAAGAAGAAUUUAAGGCUGCCGGGUAUAGAUUAGUUGCAGAUGGUACUGAUUCACAUAUGGUUUUGGUAUCUUUAAGAGAACAGCAUGUUGAUGGUGCUAGAGUUGAAUAUGUUUGUGAAAGAAUUAACAUUGCUCUAAAUAAAAAUUCUAUUCCUGGUGAUAAAUCGGCUCUAGUCCCAGGUGGUAUUCGUAUUGGUUCCCCAGCUAUGACGACGAGAGGUAUGGGUGAAGAUGACUUUAAAAGGAUUGUACAAUAUAUCAAUAGGGCAGUAACCUUGGCUAAGAAUGUGCAAGAACAGUUGCCAAAAGAUGCCAAUAGAUUGAAGGACUUCAAAGCUGCAAUUGAUGCGAAAACUUCUGAAUUAGCUGGAUUAAAAAAUGAAAUUCAUUCCUGGGUGGGUGAAUAUCCUUUGCCAAUUUAG